Molecule: messenger RNA, 4402 nt
Organism: Columba livia (rock pigeon)
Lineage: Eukaryota; Metazoa; Chordata; Aves; Columbiformes; Columbidae
Gene: SLC37A3
Product: solute carrier family 37 member 3
Exons: 15
Coding region: 372-1877 (501 amino acids)
Biological process (GO): transmembrane transport
Cellular component (GO): endoplasmic reticulum membrane
Molecular function (GO): transmembrane transporter activity
Source: RefSeq, a predicted model, not a curated record
ACGCGGGGCGGCCGCGGUGCGCUAAGGGUUGUGGCGGAGCCGGUGCAGGCCCCGCCGCUGCCGUCUCGUCUCUUCUCCCCCUCUCCCCACCACGCCCUGCUGAGGACGUGGCCGCUGGGCCACCUGCGCAGAGACCCGGGCGGGGGUUCGCUGAGGUUCGCGUCCUCAUCGUCUGCCUCGGCGCUUCGGCGGGGGAGCCGGCCCGACCGGCCCGGUGGGAUGGGACGGGAAGGGAAGGGAAGGGAAAGGAAAGGACGGGGCGGGGCGGGGCUGCGUGCGGAGCCGGCGCCGCAGCCGCCUCAGAAAAAUGACCUAAGCACAAUCCAGCCUUUGGGGCUGAGGGCAGGAGCAGGGGUAGGACUGCCAGGAGGAUGGCUUUGCCUGGAAGCUUACGAAGGCAGCCUGCAAACAGAGGCCUUGUGUCCCAUUGCACCCACCAUCAUAUUGUUGUGUUCCUGCUGACCUUCUUCAGUUAUUCCCUGCUCCAUGCUUCCAGGAAGACAUUCAGUAAUGUCAAAGUCAGCAUUUCCAACCAGUGGACCCCCUCCUGCCUGAACAGCACGGCCCCUGAACUCUGGCCGUAUGAGCUCUGGAACAGCAGUCAUUUAUUUCCAAAUGCAGAAGAAGCAACUCUCUUCCUGGGGACAUUGGACACUAUCUUUUUGUUUUCCUAUGCUGUGGGUCUCUUUGUCAGUGGCAUAGUUGGGGACCGCCUGAAUUUACGUUGGGUUUUGUCUUUUGGCAUGUGUUCCUCUGCCCUAGUGGUAUUCUUCUUUGGCACACUUACAGAAUGGUUACAUUUCUACAACAAGUGGUUCUACUGCUGUCUCUGGGUUGUGAAUGGCUUGCUGCAGUCCACUGGUUGGCCCUGUGUGGUCGCUGUCAUGGGCAACUGGUUUGGAAAAGCUGGGAGAGGUUUUGUGUUUGGACUCUGGAGUGCUUGUGCUUCUGUGGGAAAUAUCCUUGGGGCAUUCCUUGCCUCCUGUGUUCUCAAAUAUGGCUAUGAGUAUGCUUUCUUGGUGACUGCUUCAGUACAGUUUGCUGGUGGAGUCAUUGUCUUCUUUGGGCUCCUGACGUCACCAAAGGAAGUGGGCCUUCCGGAGCUUGGAGCAGAUGAAGAUGGUGGUGUGGAGGAAGAUGCCAACAGACCUUUAAUGGGCGAUGACGAUGCAGACGAUGAUGACCGGAAUUACUCUAUUCAAGCAGCUGACACUGACAACCAGCCAAAGGCCAUUGGCUUUUUCCAGGCGUGUUGCCUUCCAGGUGUGGUGCUGUACUCUUUGUCCUAUGCCUGCUUGAAACUGGUGAAUUACUCAUUCUUCUUCUGGCUGCCCUUCUACCUCAGCAACAACUUUGGGUGGAAAGAAGCAGAAGCUGACCAGCUCUCCAUCUGGUAUGAUGUGGGAGGAAUCAUAGGUGGGACUAUCCAGGGCUUGAUUUCUGAUGUGCUACAGAAGAGAGCCCCAGUGCUAGCAGUUAGCCUGCUCUUUGCUGUAGGCUCUCUUUUUGGAUACAGCCGUUCUCCAAACAGCAAACCUAUCAAUGCUGUGAUCAUGGCAAUUACAGGGUUUUUCAUCGGAGGCCCUUCUAACAUGAUCAGUUCUGCAAUAUCUGCUGACCUGGGGCGCCAGGACGUGGUGAAAGGCAGCAGCGAGGCUCUGGCAACAGUCACGGGAAUUGUGGAUGGAACUGGCAGUAUUGGUGCUGCAGUGGGCCAGUAUCUGGUGUCUUUGAUCCAGGAGAACCUGGGAUGGAUGUGGGUUUUCUAUUUCUUUAUUCUAAUGACGAGUUCAACAAUCCUGUUCAUUUCGCCAUUAAUAGUGAGGGAGAUCAGAUUGCUUCUGCACGAGCGGCGCCUGCGGAUGCUGGCUGAGUGACUUCUGCCUGCCCCUGGAAGGACUGUUGUAUGGACCUGACAGCUGGAACACUAAUCAGAACUCUGAGAGUCUUGUUUCUUACAUCCUCCAGGUUUGGACUAAUUCAAAAUGACUCUGCAAGACUUGAUUGACCUGCCUUUGCAAGCUCAAUAGUGAAGUACCAAAUACCCAUCCUGAGGCCACCCGCAUCACUGAGCUGCUGACCUAAGCUAGACAAUCCAUGGGACUGGCAGAUUUUCCCAGCCUACCAAACUCUUCCAUGUCAGCAGUCACAGCAGCGUCUCCUGUUGGGUGGUCUCUCUGCUAUACCCUUUCUUAUUUAUUUCUGGAUGUCCUGACUGAAGGUCAAGUGUUUUAAAGCUGACGGUGGAGAGGCAGUGUUGCAAUGAAUUCCGAUGCUCUCUUGUGCCAGUGAAAUCAUACAGUGCAUUUCAUGGGUAGUCUGAAUUUAGGAUCACUUUAGCUUUUAGAAAGGGCAAAAGUAAUUAUUUGGAAUUUACGCUGUCCAGUUGUUUAAAAAAGGCUGUUGCUAAAUUUCUGCACAGAGGGACCUCUGCUAUCCCCAGCUAUUAACGGUUACAUAUUCCAGUAGAUUCGCAUGGAGACGUUACCUCCAUAUUUGUUUUUAGCAUUUUUUAAUAAUAAUAAUAAUAAUUAUAAUAUUACAAAUCUCUGGAAAAUGAGAUUUCAGUUUUUAAAUAUUUAAGCAGACAAAUAGUGUGCAAUACUUUUACUGUGAUCUCUAAGAAUAAGCCUUACUAGAUCCUUUGUGUUUAAAGGAUCCUUAGAUGGCUUUAGGGAUCAGUAAUGGGACACAAAUCCUUUCACUACUGCUUUGUUAUUGGAACUCUGAUCAAUGCUGACCAAAAUGGGACUGUCAGGUGACCCUCUGAAGGACACAGGUGUCACUGAUUUCGUACUCAUUGGGCAAUUGCUCAUCUCCAGCAAAGGAGAACCAGAAUGGAAUUAAAGGAAUUUAAGGGACUUGGCUACUCUCGGCCAUGGGUUUCCAGGUGGGGACUGGAGGGUGCUCAUGACAUCCCCCUGUGCCUCUGCCUGCCACCUCCACCUCUCAUGUUUGGUGUUAAUGGGAUUGUCGAGUAACUUCUCGACAGAUUGUUUUCUGCUUAUGCCUUGGGAUGCUGCAUUGUAAUAGGUGUGUGUUAACCAGCAGAACUUGUGAUCAAACACUCCAUCUAACUAGUCAGUGAUGCCUGGGCUAGGGUGAGGGGCAGGAAAGUUCUUGGAGCUGAAAAUUUGAAACCUUUUAAAAGGGAAAAGUUGCCUUUUUAAAAUGCACAGUGAUUUUUUUUUUUUUUUUUUAAUUAUGAAUGUCAGUUUUUAGUCGUGUUGAUUGUAAUGGGUGGAACCUUAUUAGUGCCUUAUGGUUUUACUGUAUUGGACAGUUGCUUGGUGAUUGCUGCUUCUGCAGUGACAGCUCCGUGCGCAGCUUUGCUUACUGUGAAACUCUGUUGCUCCGUUUUAUACUUUUGAGAGUCUCUUUCUUUCUUGGUGGAGGAAUUCUUGCAUUUUUGCUAACCCCUGAAAAAUUUCUGUGCUUGGGAAAAUGAUGCCAUUAAGCUGAUGAGGGACCUGAACCCUGUUCUUGUCUCUUCUCAUUCCCAUUCCAAUUUUUGCCUGUAUAAUUAGAGCAGGAGACGGAGAAUCUAUCAUCCUGUUCUCAGAAUUAUGCCCUGGGGUUAGUGUUCACCUCCCAAGCUACUCAUUAGCUCCUGUACAAAUAGAAUCAAAACUCCCUGAAAUUUAGUUCUAAAAUUGGUGGCGGCACCGUUUGCCCCAGCCACGGCGUCUGGGAAUCUCGUGGUUUCAGAUUCCAACCUGGAUGAGCUUUUUGGACGGCCAGGCCGGGUGCUAGAUAAGCUUCUGAUGAAAGGUGGGGUGGGAAAGGGACACGGCCAGGGCUUGGGGGGGAGGAGAGGCAGGGCCCCUGUAACAAAUGGUUUCCUGUAAACAGUUCUGUCCCCUCUGGAGAAGUGUCAGAGGUGGUGUGAGUGCUGCAAGCACAAGCUGCCCAGCAGCUCGGCUGUGCUAUGAGGCCACCCUCAAUUAGCUCAGUGUGCCUGUGGCUUCAGGGGGUUGUUGUUGUUGUUGUUGUUGUUGUCAUUGUCCUGGAUUUUUGGUUCUGUGAAUUUCCUCAAGGUGCUCAGAUGGAGAAAGGUUUUAAUCUGAUCUCACAUGAAUAAACUUCUUUUGACUUGAUCUGGGCUAAUUCUGCCAUGUGCUUUAUUCUACUCUUCUCAGCACGGUUCUGCUGAGCCUGCUUAUUUCUUCCUUAUUGUAGGCCUGGCUCUAACAGCUGCAUUUCUCUUAACUGCUGUGAAGACUUGAGCCCUGACUAACCCUGAAACCAAACCCUCACCCCAGCCCAAAAGGGGACCGUAUCCCACACGCUGCGGUUUGGCACUCUUUCCUGAUGUCUCACGAGAAGCUUUGUGAGAGUCUCCUAACAGAGGUGCCCAGAAUGAUGUAAUUAAUGGUUUUAAAUAAAGAAGCCAGAACAUGUA